AUGGCCGGCAUGAAGAAAAAGUGGAAUCUGGAACAUGUCCGCUUGAUUUGUGCCUGUUUGCUUUGCCUCAUUUUCACGGAGGAAAGCAAAACAGAACCAGGAAAAUAUUCAGAAACCUAUUGCAUGUUUCAAGAUAGGAAGUAUCGAGUAGGAACAAAAUGGAAACCGUACCUUGAGCCCCAUGGAAUUAUUCCCUGUCUCGACUGUUUCUGCACAGAGAGGAGGAACGUGCUGUGUAUGAAAGUCAAGUGUGAAACCUUGCGGUGUCCCAGCCCGAUAUAUGAGUCCUCAGAAUGCUGCCCAAAGUGUCCAGAGGAACCCGUUGCUGCCAUCAGCUUCAGAACCAUUGGCAAGCCCUGCAAUUACAGCGGGAUCAUUUACCAACAUGAGGAGAUGUUUGUCAUAGAAGGAAUCUUCAAAGACAAACAGCCCGAUCAGUGUGAGCAGUGCAGUUGUUCUGAAGGUGAAGUAUAUUGUGCCUUGAAGACCUGUCCCACAUUAACUUGCGCUUCUCCAGUCUCCGUGUCUGACUCUUGCUGUCAAGUUUGCAAAGAUGAAGAGUCACUGAGAGACCUGGAUGAUGACUUCCUUUAUCAGCCAGCCAACCGCGAAGUUAGGCAUUCUCCUCCCUCCCAGCCCAAGUCCUCAACCAGUAGUCCUAGGCUCGCCAACGACCUCCUACAAUAUCAUCCGGGUAGAGCUAACUACAAAUCUCUGCCAAUUACUUCACAACGAUCCGGCACCACUGUACGCAUCAUCCUUAACAACCAACAGAAAGUUGGACAAGUGUGCGUUUCAAAUGGAAAAACCUACUCGCAGGGAGAAACUUGGCAUCCCUUUCUCCGGAUCUAUGGCACUGUGGAGUGCGUCUUAUGUACUUGCAACGGCACUAAGCCAGAAUGUAAAACCAUCAAGUGUCCCCAUCAGUAUCCCUGCGAAGAGCCGAAGAAAAUUGAAGGGAAAUGCUGCAAAGUUUGUCCAGAAGAAAUAGAAAUUCAGCUCCCUGACGACGAAGACUAUUUCUGCCGUGAGGAGACAUUUCCAGUUUAUGAAGCCAUUGUCAACACUUCCAGAAAAACCCUCCAAAGAGUAGCCUUGGAAAAAAAUGAAACUUCAGAAGUAGAGAUCUACACCUGGACUUUUAAGAGAGGUCUCCUGAGCCACUUUAAUAUUGAGGUCAUGCCCAAGGAGGAAUUCAGAGAACUGCCACAUUUUGUGCAGAUCACAAAGACCAGUUUGAAUACGUGGAAAAGAUUCAGCGAGGGAGCAGCUCACAUCAACCAAAUGUGUGAAAACGGAGAUUGCAGGACUGAAGUGGAAGAAUUGCUGAAAGAUUUGUACUUUGGACAGGAAGGUUGUUGA
Messenger RNA from Protobothrops mucrosquamatus (brown spotted pit viper), 1362 nucleotides. It is a transcript of the gene CHRDL1, whose product is annotated as chordin like 1. NCBI's taxonomy places the organism in Eukaryota, Metazoa, Chordata, Lepidosauria, Squamata, Viperidae. The record is from RefSeq and is a predicted model, not a curated record. Bases 1 to 1362 code for a protein of 453 amino acids. The transcript has 11 exons. Gene Ontology annotation, molecular function: protein binding.